Molecule: messenger RNA, 1170 nt
Organism: Cladocopium goreaui
Lineage: Eukaryota; Dinophyceae; Suessiales; Symbiodiniaceae
Source: the annotation of a GenBank genome assembly
AUGUGUAUGCAGUCGUUUGAUCUGGAUUUUCCAAGUGGCCUCAAUUCCUACAUCACUGCACCGCAGCUGGGUGAUUACAUGAUCCAAUAUGUGGACCAUUUCAAUCUUCGCCGUUUCUUCCGAUUCCAGUCGCGCGUGGAGUCUGUAGCCCUCGAAGGCGACGCUUGGAGGGUGACGUCGCGGGCCUUGACGACGACCGAGGCGGUGCAGUCGGAGAGCUUUGACGCCGUGUGCGUGGCGAAUGGUCACUAUGAGUUUCCCUAUCUGCCAGAAAUUCCGGGAGAAACGGCCUGGCUGGCAGCUGGAGGCUCCAAAGGCUCCGGAGGCUCUAAAGGCUCCGGAGGUCGCAGACGGGUGGUGCAUGCUGUGCACUAUGACGAUCCGGAAGAGUUCCGAGACCAGUCGGUGCUGAUUGUCGGCGGUCGCUCCUCUGCUGUGGAUGUUGCGCGAGAACUGAAGAGCAUAACUCGAUGCCUCUAUGUCUUGGAAAGUGGCUGCCGAGAUAUCAGCAGGGAAGAUCACUGUUGUCGCAUUCCCAUGGGUUCCAGCCUAAAUCCGGAUGGAACUCUGAGUUAUGAUGGUCAACAGAUUGCUGGCGAAGCUGUUGACACAGUCAUCCUCGCCACAGGUUACACCUACAGAUAUCCCUUUCUGGACGAAGAGGGCCUGGGACUGGACUUUGGUCCUACGAGACGAUAUGUGGCGCCCCUGUACCAGCACGUGAUCCAUGCCAAGCAUGACAGCCUGUGCUUCAUGGGGGUCCCGCUGGCAGUCCCUUGUCCUCUUCCUCUCUUCGAGGCCCAAGGCUUCUUCGUGGCUUCACACCUCAGUGAGCCCUUCACAACGGAAACGACUCGCCUGGAAUGGGUGCAGAAACAAUUUGCAUCAGUUCCAAGGAGCCAAGAUGUGCAUUUCCUUUCAGGCAACCUCUGGGAUCAUUUGCGAAGUCUUCUGAAGGAGGCCGGCCUGGCCGACCCCGACCUGGCCGCCUAUGCGCGGCGCCUGUCGUUGGUCCAAGCUAUCUACGAAGACCGCGGAAGACGACGCCCACAGCUGCCCUGGGAGGACGAUGCCUAUCGACGCUGCCAGUAUCAGGCGGACUACAAGGCCCUCCGAUACACGGUGACCUUGCCAGAUGGUUCGCGGGAAGAGGGCUCCGCCAAGCUUUGA